Molecule: messenger RNA, 3765 nt
Organism: Chrysochloris asiatica (Cape golden mole)
Lineage: Eukaryota; Metazoa; Chordata; Mammalia; Afrosoricida; Chrysochloridae
Gene: ALPK1
Product: alpha-kinase 1
Exons: 13
Coding region: 1-3765 (1254 amino acids)
Biological process (GO): protein phosphorylation
Molecular function (GO): protein serine/threonine kinase activity; ATP binding
Source: RefSeq, a predicted model, not a curated record
AUGAAUAUUCAAAAGGCUGUAGCUGCGAUACUGCAAGAGUGCAAGCAAAUACUGGACCAGCUCUUGUUGGAAGCAUCAGAUGUGUCAGAGGAGGACAAGAGCAAGGACCAGCGGUGCAGAGCUUCACUCCCCAGGGAGUUAAGGACCCUGAUCCAAGAGGCAAAGGAAAUGAAGUGGCCCUUCGUGCCUGAAAAGUGGCAGUACAAACAAGCCGUGGGCCCAGAGGACAAAACAAACCUGCAGGAUGUGAUUGGCGCCGAGCUGCAGCAGUUACUGGCGUCCUUGAAAGCAUCCAUCCAAGCUCAGGACUGUGUUACAGCGGCAGCCAUUGUGUUCCUAAUGGACCGGUUCCUGUACGGGCUCGAUGUCUCCAGCAAACUCCUACAGGUCGCCAAAGGUCUCCACAAGUUCCAGCCAACAACGCCAAUUGCCCCGCAGGUGGUUAUUCGACAGGCCCGAAUCUCUGUCAAUUCAGGAAAACUUUUAAAAGCAGAAUAUAUCCUAAGCAGUCUAAUAACCAACAAUGGUGCAACAGGUACUUGGCUGUACAGAAAUGAAAGUGACAAGACUCUCGUACAGUCAGUUUGUAUACAGAUCAGAGGACAAAUUCUGCAGAAGCUAGGGAUGUGGUAUGAAGCUGCAGAAUUAAUAUGGGCCUCAAUCGUAGGAUAUUUGACACUUCCUCAGCCAGACAAAAAGGGCAUUUCCACAUCGCUAGGUAUACUGGCGGAUAUCUUUGUUUCCAUGAGCAAGAAGGAUUAUGAAAAGCUUAAAAACAAUCCACAAAUUAACUUGGGUCUCCUGAAGGAGUUUGACCACCAUUUACUGUCAGCGGCAGAAGUCUGCAAGCUGGCAGCUGCAUUCACUCCCUAUACUCCCUUAUUCGUGCUCAUUGCUAUGAAUAUCCGUGGCACGUGCUUACUGUCUUAUAGUAAUUCUAAUGACUGUCCUCCAGAAAUGAAACGUGUAUAUCUGUAUGAAGCCAAAGAGGCCUUUGAAAUUGGCCUCCUUACCAAGAGAGAUGGUGAACCAGUUGCUGGAAAACAGGAGCUUCAUAGUUUUGUCAAAGCUGCUUUCUGUCUCACUACAGUGCAUAGAAGUCUCCAUGGAGAGACUGAGACAGUCCUUGCAGCCAGUCAGCUAUAUAGUGAAGCUAUGGGAAAGUUGUACACAUUCAGUACUUCAUCAGGGAGUCAGGAGAGAGAAACUCAGUCUCGGGAAAUUAUGUCUAUCAUCACCAAGGUGAAGGACUAUUUACAAGUUCAAAGUGUCCCAGAUUUAGAGAGCAUGUCAUAUGUUCCAGAGAAUUUCAAGAGCUCCUUAGGUAAUCUCACUUUGCAUGAGCAAGUAGAUUUCCAAAAGAUCCUUGAAACAUAUUCACAACACCAUACUUCAGUAUGUGAAGUAUUUGAAAGCGCUUGUAAGAGCAGAAAAAAUAAACCAAAAGAUACAGGAGUCUGUAUCACUGCUCUAAAAACAGAAACAGAAAAUACAGAUACUGUGAGUACGACUGAAGAAAAGCCUCCUUUUCAAAAAGGGAUAAUAAGAAUGUCUUCCUCGCAAAUGGUCAGGAAUGGUAAAGAGAAUCUCAGGAGUAGAGGAAGGGAAAAGUGGAUCUAUUCUGCUGCAUUUCGAAAUUCCGUGGAUAAAGAUAUGGAGACAGAGACUGAGCCACCAGACUGCAGCAGUGGCAGGAGAGCUGUUUUGAACACAUCUCUGAAUAACAGUCAGAGUUCCAGCUCUUGGAGCACAUCUCUGAAUGACAGUCAGAGUUCCACUUCUUGGAGCAAGUUAUCAGGGCUUAGUUCUUCUGCAAGCUGGGAAGAAGUACAUUAUAAUUAUGCUGAUGAUCGGUCAGAUGGAAAAGAGUCUAACAAAGACUAUCAUGUGGACACUCAGUGUUCUACCGCCCUAUCUGAAGAGCAAGGAGACAAUGGGGAAAACAAUGCUGAACAUUCAUCGUCUUCAGAUAUUCAUGAUCUCUCUCUCCAGGUGUCCAAAGAUGGCAAUGUAGAGUCUACUCAACUACACAAGCACAGGCCCUUGACAAUCUUCUCUCCUCCUCAUAAUAAAAUAGGUACCUUCUUGGUCUCUGGUACAGAGCCAUUAAAAGAAAUUCCAGAAGCUAUCCAGGAAAUCCAAAAUACAGGUCCUAGAAUUGCUUCUACUCAAUUCAGACCUUCAAAUGGUUCUAAUUCUGACUCGUAUUCUGAUUCUGGCAGAAUUAAGAACAUGACCACUUAUCCACUGGUUCAUGUAGAGAAAACCUUUGAAAAAAUUGCAGAAACUAACUACAAUGCGGAAGACAGGCAUGAGGAAGAGAAAAAAGAAGAAAUUUAUAACAGAAGCACAGGACCUAUAUUUAAAAAUAGUCCCUUCUGGGUUGACCCAGAAGGUGAAACAGCAGAGAGUACAGAUAAUGUGCCCUCAGACUGUCCUGUAGUCAUCGAUGAUUCUCAGAGCAACGGUUCCAUGUCAGCAGGUAACUCUUUCACUCGUUGGCCAAGCCAAAAUCAUGACCUAGAAAAUGGUGGUGGCUCAACCAAAGAACAAGACAUCGACCCUGAUGCCCCUACAAUGGAUGAGGAAGACCAACAGCUUGACAGCACAGAUGUUCACUCCAUAAGUAGACAUGGUUCUCACAGAUUGUGUGCUCUGAGGCCAUCUCUUGAUCAGGGAGCUAAGAUUCUCAAUUCCUCUCUAAGCAGAAGCAUUUCUUUCCCUGACCCUAACCAGGACUGCACUACCACAGAGGAAGGAAAUGAACCUGGAAACAUGCUAAACUAUAGCCAAAACUCCAGUUCAUCCUCCAUGUGGUGGUCUAGAUCAUCUAUGUUUUCCAGUGGUUCUUCUGAGGGGGAGAGCCAGUGGUCCGUCUUGAAUUCCAGUGGAAGUUCUUUUAUUUCACUACCUGGAAAGACAAGGCAAGGGAUCCUUGGGGCUCGGAACCUGGAGCCUGAUGACUUUGAAAAACUCUUGGCAGGAGUGAGGCAUGAUUGGUUAUUUCAGAGGCUGGAGAAUACAGGAGUUUUUAAGUCCAGUCAACUCCACCGAGCUCACAAUGCUCUUUUGUUAAAAUAUUCCAAGAAAUCUGAAUUGUGGACAGCCCAGGAAACCGCUGUGUAUUUUGGGGACUACUUGAAUGUGAAAAAGAAAGGAAAACAAAGGAAGGCUUUUUGGGUUCAUUAUCUUCAUCAGGAAGAAAUUCUGGGAAGGUAUGUUGGGAAAGAGUACAAGGAUCAGAAGGGACUCUGGCACCACUUCAUUGAUGUGGAGCGGCAGAUGACUGCACAGUACUAUGUGACAGAAUUUAAUAAGAGACUCUAUGAACAAAAGAUUCCAACACAGAUAUUCUACAUUCCAGCUACAAUAUUACUGAUUCUAGAGGACAAGACAAUAAAGGGAUGUGUUAGUGUGGAACCUUAUAUGCUGGGAGAAUUUGUAAAAUUAUCAAAUAACACGAAAGUGGUGAAAAAAGAGUACGAAGCCACAGAAUAUGGAUUGGCUUAUGGCCAUUUUUCUUAUGAGUUUUCCAAAUGUAGAGAUGUUGUAGUUGAUUUACAAGGUUGGGUGACUGGUAAUGGAAAAGGGCUCAUCUAUCUCACAGAUCCUCAGAUUCACUCUGCUGACCAGAAAGAUGUCACUACAAAUUUUGGAAAGAGAGGAAUUUUUUAUUUCUUUAAUAACCAGCAUAUGAAAUGUAAUGAAAUAUGCCAACGCCUUUCUUUGACUAGACCUUUCAUAGAGAAACUGAGUAAGGCAUAG